Molecule: messenger RNA, 4608 nt
Organism: Drosophila eugracilis
Lineage: Eukaryota; Metazoa; Arthropoda; Insecta; Diptera; Drosophilidae
Gene: CPSF1
Product: cleavage and polyadenylation specificity factor subunit 1
Exons: 4
Coding region: 110-4477 (1455 amino acids)
Cellular component (GO): mRNA cleavage and polyadenylation specificity factor complex; nucleus
Molecular function (GO): nucleic acid binding; protein binding
Source: RefSeq, a predicted model, not a curated record
AAUCGAUAGUUUCGCAGCUGCUGUUUUGGGCCGGCAAAUUGUUUAACUUGGCUGAAUUGUUUAAUAAUGUUUUAAAUAGUUGCGAUACCGAGCUAACCACACAAUCGCAAUGUUUUCGAUGUGCAAGCAAACGCAUGCCGCCACGGCGCUGGAGUUUUCUAUAGCUUGCCGCUUCUUCAACAAUCUGGAGGAGAACCUUGUGGUGGCGGGCGCCAAUGUGCUGAAGGUGUACCGGAUAGCGCCCAACGUGGAGGCGGGCCAGAGACAGAAGUUGAAUCCCAGUGAGAUGCGUGUAGCUCCGAAAAUGCGGUUGGAGUGUCUUGCCACCUAUUCCCUCUACGGCAAUGUGAUGUCGUUGCAGUGCGUCUCUUUGGCGGGAGCCAUGCGAGAUGCACUGCUAAUUAGUUUCAAGGAUGCCAAGUUGUCUGUACUGCAACACGAUCCGGAUACGUAUGCCCUGAAGACCCUUUCGCUUCAUUAUUUCGAGGAGGACGACAUACGUGGCGGCUGGACAGGCCGGUAUUUUGUUCCCACAGUCCGGGUGGAUCCUGAUUCUAGGUGCGCCGUGAUGUUGGUCUAUGGCAAACGGCUGGUAGUGCUUCCAUUCCGUAAGGACAACAGCUUGGACGAGAUUGAAUUGGCAGAUGUGAAGCCAAUUAAAAAGGCUCCCACAGCCAUGGUCAGCAGAACGCCGAUUAUGGCCUCGUAUCUGAUAGCACUGCGGGAUUUGGACGAGAAGAUCGACAAUGUGCUGGAUAUACAAUUCCUUCACGGCUACUAUGAACCCACACUGCUAAUCCUAUACGAGCCGGUGCGCACCUGUCCGGGAAGAAUCAAGGUGCGCUCGGAUACCUGUGUUUUGGUGGCCAUUUCGUUGAAUAUCCAGCAGCGAGUGCAUCCGAUUAUUUGGACGGUUAACAGUCUGCCUUUCGACUGUCAGCAGGUUUAUCCCAUCCAAAAACCUAUUGGUGGUUGUCUGGUAAUGACCGUCAAUGCCAUAAUCUAUCUCAACCAGAGUGUUCCUCCAUAUGGCGUUAGUUUAAACAGUUCAGCGGACAACAGCACUGCGUUCCCGCUAAAACCGCAAGAUGGUGUGCGGAUUAGUUUAGACUGCGCUAACUUUGCGUUUAUCGAUGUGGAUAAGCUGGUACUCUCGCUCCGCACUGGAGAUCUCUACGUGCUCACGCUUUGUGUUGACUCAAUGAGGACAGUCAGAAACUUCCAUUUCCACAAAGCAGCCGCCAGUGUACUGACCAGUUGCAUUUGCGUACUUCACUCGGAGUAUAUAUUCUUGGGAUCACGUCUCGGAAAUUCAUUGCUGUUGCAUUUUAAAGAGGAGGAUCAGAGUACAGUCAUUACUUUGGAUGAUGUGGAGCAGCAGGCUGAGCAGCAGCAACGGAAUCUUCAAGAUGAGGAUCAGAAUCUGGAGGAGAUUUUCGAUGUAGAUCAAAUGGAUAUGGCACCCACCCAAGCAAAGUCUCGUCGCAUUGAAGAUGAAGAACUAGAGGUGUACGGUUCGGGUGUUAAGACCUCGGUUCUCCAGCUGCGCAAGUUUAUUUUUGAGGUUUGCGACAGUCUUAUGAACGUGGCACCCAUCAAUUAUAUGUGCGCCGGAGAGAGAGUGGAAUUCGAAGAGGAUGGUGUCACCUUACGACCACAUGCGGAAUCUCUGCAAGAUCUGAAGAUCGAACUGGUUGCAGCCACUGGUCAUAGCAAAAACGGUGCCUUGUCCGUAUUCGUAAAUUGCAUUAAUCCUCAGAUCAUCACCAGCUUUGAGUUAGACGGCUGCCUCGAUGUGUGGACCGUGUUUGAUGAUGCCACCAAAAAGUCUACAAGGCACGACCAACAUGAUUUCAUGUUGCUUUCCCAAAAGAAUUCUACCUUGGUUCUUCAAACAGGGCAGGAAAUCAACGAAAUCGAGAAUACGGGUUUCACGGUUAACCAGCCGACCAUUUAUGUCGGAAAUCUCGGACAGCAGCGGUUCAUUGUUCAGGUAACCACUCGUCAUGUCAGAUUACUGCAAGGAACUCGCCUGAUCCAGAAUGUACCCAUCGAUGUGGGUUCGCCGGUGGUUCAAGUAUCCAUUGCUGAUCCAUAUGUUUGCCUGCGGGUGCUAAAUGGUCAGGUUAUCACAUUGGCGCUGAGAGAAACACGUGGGACUCCCCGAUUGGCUAUUAACAAGCACACCAUCAGCAGUUCUCCCUCCGUAAUCGCCAUCUCCGCAUAUAAAGAUUUAUCGGGAUUAUUCACGGUCAAAGGAGAUGAUAUCAAUCUAACCGGUAGCUCGAACAAUGGAUUUGGCAACACCUUUGGGGGCUAUAUGAAGGCGGAACCCAACAUGAAGGUGGAGGACGAGGAAGAUCUUCUUUAUGGCGAUGCCGGAAAUGCUUUUAAGAUGAAUAGUAUGGCAGAUUUGGCUAAACAGUCGAAACAGAAGAACUCUGACUGGUGGAGGCGUCUCCUAGUGCAAGCUAAGCCCAGCUAUUGGCUGGUGGUGGCCCGUCAGAGUGGAACCUUGGAAAUCUACUCCAUGCCGGACAUGAAGCUGGUCUACCUCGUAAACGAUGUGGGCAAUGGAGCUAUGGUUCUCACAGAUGCCAUGGAAUUCGUGCCCAUUUCACUGACUACACAGGAAAACUCCAAAGCGGGUAUUGUCCAAGCUUGUAUGCCUCAGCAUGCAAACUCCCCGCUGCCACUAGAACUAAGUCUCAUUGGCUUAGGACUAAAUGGAGAAAGACCUCUACUAUUAGUGAGAACUCGUGUAGAGCUGCUUAUAUACCAGGUGUUCCGGUAUCCCAAGGGCCAUCUAAAGAUACGAUUCCGUAAGGUGGAGCAACUAAAUCUACUGGAUCACCAGCCGACGCAUAUUGAGUUGGAUGAGAAUGAAGAUCAAGAGGAUAUGGAAUCCUACCAAAUGCAACCGAAAUAUGUUCAAAAGCUUCGUCCAUUUUCCAAUGUGGGCGGGCUAUCUGGCAUUAUGGUGUGUGGAGUAAAUCCCUGUUUUGUCUUCCUAACAUCCCGAGGAGAACUUCGAAUCCAUCGUCUGAUGGGAAAUGGAGAUGUCCGUAGCUUUGCCGCCUUCAACAAUGUGAACAUACCCAAUGGAUUCUUGUACUUUGACACUACCUUCGAACUAAAGAUCUCUGUGCUUCCCAGCUAUCUGAGUUACGACUCUACUUGGCCGGUGAGAAAGGUUCCGCUAAGAUGUACACCACGACAACUUGUGUACCAUCGCGAAAAUCGGGUUUACUGUUUGAUUACCCAAACGGAGGAGCCGAUGACCAAGUACUAUCGGUUUAAUGGAGAAGAUAAGGAGCUAUCCGAGGAGACUCGCGGCGAGAGGUUCAUCUAUCCUAUUGGCUCGCAGUUCGAAAUGGUUUUAAUAUCACCAGAAACCUGGGAAAUUGUACCGGAUGCGUCCAUUAGCUUUGAGCCUUGGGAGCAUGUCACAGCCUUUAAGAUCGUAAAGUUGUCAUAUGAAGGUACACGAUCUGGUCUCAAGGAAUACCUCUGCAUUGGAACUAACUUUAACUACAGUGAGGACAUAACCAGCAGAGGAAAUAUUCAUAUUUAUGAUAUCAUUGAAGUGGUCCCUGAACCCGGCAAACCCAUGACGAAAUUUAAGCUAAAGGAAGUUUUUAAGAAAGAGCAAAAAGGACCAGUUUCGGCAAUAUCCGAUGUCCUAGGUUUUCUGGUCACUGGAUUGGGCCAGAAGAUCUAUAUCUGGCAGCUACGUGAUGGUGAUCUCAUUGGUGUGGCUUUCAUAGAUACAAAUAUCUAUGUCCACCAAAUUAUUACCGUGAAAUCACUGAUCUUCAUCGCCGAUGUUUACAAAUCUAUAAGUUUGCUGCGCUUCCAGGAAGAGUACCGUACUUUGUCGCUGGCUUCGCGGGAUUUUAAUCCUUUGGAGGUCUAUGGCAUUGAGUUUAUGGUGGACAACACAAAUCUGGGAUUCCUGGUGACCGAUGCUGAGCGCAAUUUGAUUGUGUAUAUGUAUCAGCCAGAGGCCAGGGAAUCGCUUGGAGGCCAGAAACUGUUACGCAAGGCUGAUUAUCAUCUAGGACAGGUGGUGAACACCAUGUUCCGCGUGCAGUGCCAUCAAAAGGGACUACAUCAACGCCAACCCUUCCUGUACGAAAACAAGCAUUUCGUCGUUUAUGGAACCCUUGAUGGAGCUCUGGGAUAUUGCCUGCCACUGCCCGAGAAAGUGUACAGAAGAUUCCUUAUGUUGCAGAAUGUGCUCCUGUCCUACCAGGAACACCUAUGUGGCCUCAAUCCCAAGGAAUAUCGCACUCUCAAGUCUUCCAAGAAGCAGGGUAUUAAUCCAUCGCGUUGCGUCAUCGAUGGAGAUUUAAUUUGGUCAUAUCGUUUAAUGGCCAAUUCGGAGCGCAAUGAAGUGGCCAAGAAGAUUGGCACGCGAACGGAGGAGAUCCUGGGCGAUUUGCUUGAGAUCGAGCGACUGGCCAGCGUUUUCUAGACAUUCUCUCUUGUCAAAGAUGUAAAGUUUUAGUUGGUAGUUUUAUUUGUAGUUUAUGUUACGAGUUUCUCAUUUGUAAUUAUAGUUUUGUAAUCCAAUCGAAGCAACAACAAAGUAUUUUGUUAAGUAAA